UCCUGUCAUCCAGCAGCAGUAUCGCUUUGCAUCCUGCAUUCUCCUCCCACAGCAACAACAGCCGCGCAGCGUGGACUCCAAAUGCGGACUACCUGGAUAACACUGAGUUAAUGUGAGCCGGGAUGCGCUUUUUUCAUUUCGCAUUUUCUAUGGAAACUUUCCCCACCGGAUCAGCCAUGGCAAAAUGGUUUAUCCAAACAUUGCAUGUACUGAUGAUCCUGGAGCCCACUUGGAGUAAAAUGUCUGAGGAUGCGGGAGAAGCCGUGCGUAAAAGUGGUCGUGCAGCGUCGGAGCGGAGCGUCUUUACGCACGGAAGCACCAGCAGCGGGGACAUGGUCUCCGUCAGUAUGUUUAAAGUCUACGAGAGGUACAGCAAGGAGACGAGCAGCCACAAGGAGGGAAACACCGUGAGAAGCUUCACAUCCGUCCCGAGAAUGUUGCAUGGAAAAGAAAUGUUCCAGUUCAACCUAUCGUCCCUCCAAGACUCAGAGGUCAUCCUCUCCGCCUCCUUCCACUUCUUCUACAAACGUCAACACCAACGUUUGGGGUGUUUCCGAAGACCCCACCGCCCGUCCGCCGCCAUCCACCGUCACCCUUUGGUUCUCUUCCAUGGAUUGUUUCCAAAUUCUGCUUCCGCGACGCUUCUUGGAAACAUGACUCUGAGCUCCAUGAAGAAAGGAGCUUGGCAGUCAGCGGAUGUGACGAGCAUAGUGAGAAAAGGCAGGGAUGUGAAAGAUCAGGUCAUCAUGGUGGAAUCUGAUUUGCUUUUAGGAGCGGUGCAACACAGGAGUCCAAACGACCAGGAACGCCUCUCGGAAAAUAUGCCUUUCAUUAUUCUCUAUGCUGAUGACCAAGCUAUAAAUGACCCUAACAGCGUGGCGGCCACCCUCCAGAGGUAUGGACCCUUCACAGUGAAAGAGGAUUCAACUGCAUCAUCUUCAAGAAUCCGGAGAGAGCUCCAUCUCCAGAUACAAACCAACGACAUCCCAGAGGUCCAGUUCAGCACCCUAAAGAACCACGAGCUGUGGCAAAGCACCUACUUCCCUGCCAAAUCGAAGACCAAAUCAGGAAGGAAGCAGAACCAGAAGGAUCGCGAGUCCCUCAGCAAACACCAGGUGCUGAGUUUUGAUGAGAGGACGAUGAAGAAGGCGAGGAGGAGACAGUGGAGCGAGCCCAGAGUUUGCUCGCGGCGCUACCUCAGGGUAGACUUUGCUGACAUUGGAUGGAACGAGUGGGUUUUAGCACCAAAGUCGUUUGACGCCUACUACUGCGCUGGAUCCUGUGGAUUCCCGAUCCCUAAGGUGGUACGACCUUCCAAUCACGCCACAAUCCAGAGCAUCGUCAGAGCUGUGGGAAUCGUGCCGGGUAUUCCAGAACCGUGCUGCGUACCAGAAAAGAUGAGUCCUCUCAGUGUGCUUUUCCUGGAUCCUGAUCGGAAUAUGGUACUCAAGGUUUACCCGGGCAUGUCUGUGGAUACGUGUGCCUGUCGGUAGAAACCGACCUUUUAUUUUCCCCAAACAGACCUUCUGUGAUGACAGGAAGGAUUUACUUUUAUGAGCCCUGGACAGCUUUGGUGACUGUAUGAUGUCAAAAGUCAAAGACUGAAGUCAAUAGACUCACACAGAACACUUGACAAUUCAUUUACAUUAUUUCAACGUAACUUUUUUUAUAUACAAUUGAAGUCAUUUAACACCUCCCAUAUAACUACAAGCCUGAGAGGUAAUGAUUUGUGUAUAUUGAAUAUAAUAAUAACUGCAUUUUUACAGCUAGUUUUGCUGCAGCUGCAACAGAGUGGACAUUUGUGUGUUUGCUGCCACCUGCUGUGCAUUUGUAACAUUGCAGGAGAUGCAGGAAGGGCGCUUCCUGUGCCUAUUCACUUUAAUAAACAUUAACAGUAUUAAUACAAUAUUACUCUUGGUUAUCCAAUACAGUAUGUACAGUUUUUCAAUGUACAGUAAAUAAUCUAAAACGCUAUUUGUAUAAUCACUUGUUUUGUGCAGUACUUUUGCUACUGCUUGACUAAUAUUACAGUAUGCUUGUCAAGGUAAUAAAGUAACUUUUUAUUUAAUUUAAUGAUGUAAUUUUUUGUUACAUUUGUUGAUUAUCUCAACAUUAAAAGGGAUACAGUUGUCCCUUGUCUAUUGCGGUUAAUUGGUUCCAGAUCUGACCACAAUCAAUGUCAUAUUAAUAUUAACAAAUCUGUUUUUUUUUACCAUUAUAGGUACCCUGUAGACAUUUACAUUAAAAUGACUGAUUCAUACUUACUUAAAUAGCAAAUGUUAAGCGGACAUGUUUAACGUAAUACACAACUGUUUUAAAUUUUCAUUUCAAUGCUUGUACGUGCCAACAAAAACUGAUUUUUCUCAAGUUUGCUUCUCCCAACUGUGUUUGUUUUCCACAAAUGCCUGCAUUAUUUAACGUAUCCAUGCCAGUGUUUUUUUUUUUGUCAUUAACAUCCAUCACUUUGAGACACCAUAGUGGGUACUUUUCUACGCAUGAAUGGGCCACUGAAAGUGAUUUUGUUUUUACAAAAGCCUGCAUGAAUCCAGCCAGGGUUGAAAGACAAAAAUGCAUGAAGAUAGGCCAGACUCGGGCCAAUGUCCCCAGACACAUUGGCUUGAUCCCCGGAACCCGCGGUCCUAUCGUCCAUCUCCAUGACGUACAGAGUUCGGUGCUGGAGUGUUAAAUCUGAUCUCAUGUCAGUCAAUUCCAGUGUUUGGUCCCAAAGUUAGUCAAUAGCACUGACUGAUAAGUACAUGUGUACAUUGUCUAUUAAGAUAUUGCGUUUCCAGAACUAUAGCCUAGAACCAGCUUUAGCUUAGCCCAGUUAGCUUAGACCAAAACGAAAGAAAAUGUAGCAUAGUUUUAAAAACAUGUCAAUGUUUGCCAAAUGAAGGCCAAUUUGUAUUUGUUUUGUUGUUUUCCGUAGCUUGUAUCCACGUUUUGAUAAUUUUGGGUCGAGCUAGGGCUAAACAAACUGUUGUUAGCGAAGUCAAACUUUGCUCGUAAAAGUCUAGAAAUUCAAUAACGACAUGCUUAGCUUAGCCCAGAUAGCGUAUACCAAAAAAUCACAUUUUGGCAUAUCAUUUGUUCAAAAUGAAAAUCCAAGCAUUGCUAAGAAAUGCUAAGUUUGUAUUUGUUUUGUGAUGUGAACCCUGUAGCAGCAUUUUGGUUAGCAAGGGCUAGCUACGAUUAGCUUGUUAGCUAAUGCUAAGCUAGUUCUGCAAUGAUUACAGCAUCUCCAUAAAUGAAUAUUGUAACAAUUGAAUGUACAUUUUGUAUUGUAUUGUGUGGCUCGCAAAAAACUAUUUUAAGGUAGCA
Molecule: messenger RNA, 3321 nt
Organism: Doryrhamphus excisus (bluestripe pipefish)
Lineage: Eukaryota; Metazoa; Chordata; Actinopteri; Syngnathiformes; Syngnathidae
Gene: gdf10b
Product: growth differentiation factor 10b
Biological process (GO): positive regulation of osteoblast differentiation
Cellular component (GO): extracellular region
Molecular function (GO): cytokine activity; growth factor activity
Source: RefSeq, a predicted model, not a curated record